ACCCUCUUCCUCUGAGUCUCACCUCUUUUCUGUCUCUUGUGCUCAUUCUUAGUAAUAGUUAGAGUUUUUGUUUGGCCUGUAUUGUUUGUUAUAGUAUAGAUUUUUGCAUUUUUCUUUAUCAACGAAGAACAGUUUUCUUUGCUGAUUUUUUUUCCCCCUCUCAUCUUUAUUUUUUUUACUUUUUGUCUUCUUUCAGAGACAUCAUCCUGAUCUUCACCUCCAUUUUUCUUCAACAGUUUGGAGGAAACCAAAUAAUACAGCAAUAUUUUGAACCAUGAGCACUUACACUGUGACACUUCCCGGACCUGCGCCAUGGGGUUUCCGCUUGCAAGGAGGCAAGGACUUCAACAUGCCCCUCACCAUUUCCCGGAUCACUCCUGGGAGCAAAGCAGCUUCAGGUAACCUGACCCAGGGUGACAUCAUUGUAGCCAUCGAUGGGGUCAGCACUGAGGGCAUGACUCACCUGGAGGCUCAGAACAAGAUCAAGGGUGCCAACUUUAACCUGGCCCUCACCAUGCAGAGGUCAAAGCGCCCAGUCCCUGUGUCAAUGACUGCACCACGAAUCGACACUUCAUUUCCUGUCAUCCCUCAUCAGAAGGUUAUUACCAACAUGCCUAUCAACAACGAGUAUGUACCCACUUUCAACCCCACUGCCCUUAAGGAUACAGCUCUUUCCACCAACAAGCCCAUUGAAGUGAAGGGGCCGGGAGGCAAGGCCACCAUCAUCCACGCCCAGUACAACACUCCGAUUAGCAUGUACUCUCAAGACGCCAUCAUGGACGCGAUCGCUGGUCAGUCUCAGGCCAGAGGGGCUGAAAUGUCCGGUAGUCUGCCUGUUAAAGAGCGUGUUAUAGACAGUGCUUCCCCAGUGUAUCAGGCUGUGAAUUCCAGCGGAGAAGUGCUGGAGCCUGCUGAGUGGGCACGGAGAGCCGCUCACAUGCAGUCCAAGUCCUUCCGCCUUCUCGCCCACAUCACCGGCACUGAAUACAUGCAAGACCCAGAUGAGGAAGCUCUUGCCAGAGCGAGGGAAAUAUUUGAAUCAGGAGCCAAGGGCCCGCGUUUUGCCAAACUGAAAAAUUGGCACAACGGCCUGUCUGCCCAAAUCCUUAACAUAGCACACUACACGCCUGUCCAGCAUGCUGCGGUGUCCACCGGCACUACCCAUGUCGGUCUGCCCGCUUCUGCAUCUGCAUCUGCAGCUUUGCCCAGUCAGCUGGCCGCCAAUCAGGUGCCUGAGCAGACUGCUGAACCAGCCUCUGUAGGCUCUAGCCAUGUCAGCUUUGUAUCAUCCUCUGAACCACAGGCUGUAUCUCAAGCUGACCCUGUGGCUCACGAGGCCUCUGAGGCCCCUAUUCACCCCCCCGAGGGGCCACGCCACCUGUCGCUUGCUGCCUCAACCAUUUCAACUGCUUUGACUACUCAAUCUAGAAACCAUGUGUAUCAGAAAGGGUCGCCGCCCACCUCUGCGCUGGAUGCCCUGUCAAUCACUCCAUACUUCCGCAGCAGAGCUUUGCCCAAACGCAAGCAGUCAGGAAAAGCAAAGAAAGUGAGCUUCACCAUGCAGUCCUCAUCCAGUUACAGAUCACAAUACCAAACCUCCGCUACCAGCAACCAGUAUGCACCACCUAUGCAGCAAGCUCAACAUGUUCAACAGCCUGUUCACAUUCAAUCCACUCCACCCCUUCAACAGGCCCCACCCAUGCAGCAGAGCUCCAUUCACAUCCCUGUAGGUCCACCUUCAACUAAAGUCAGUACUGCCACCAUUGUACCUACAGCUUAUCCCAGUGCUCCCGGGUGUGAGUUUCAGGGGCAAAAGGCACAGCGUGUCCAUUUCAGUGAAGCCCCUGUUCAAGCCCCUCCUCCUGCCCAAGUUCAUGUUCCUCCUCCUGCCCCAGUUCAUGUUCCUCCUCCUACCCAAUUUCAUGUUCCUCCUUCUGCCCCAGUUUAUAUUCCUCCUUCUGCCCCAAGUAAUUUUCCCGCUCAUAUCCCUACUGCUCCUGUCCCAAGCUCUGCCCAAUCCUCCAGCAGACCCCCCUGGGUCAUGGAUGACACUUUUGCCCAUAAGUUUGAACCCAGCAAGACCACCACCACCAGCAUCAAAGUGCAGCCUCUUCCCACUGCAGCCCCACCGCCUCCUGCCUUCAUCCCCAACCCUUCUUCUGCCCCAGCUGCACUCAGCUCUGCCCCAGCACCUGCUAUCCCCGCCCCUUUCCCUCCUGUGGCUCGUGGCGUGGCACAGAGAGCGGAGCGCUUUGCUGCCAGCAACAGGACACCGAUGUGUGGGUCCUGCAACAACAUCAUCAGGGGGCCCUUCCUAGUGGCGCUGGGCCGAUCAUGGCACCCGGAGGAGUUUAACUGCCAUUACUGCCACACGUCACUGGCUGACGUCAGCUUCGUGGAGGAGCAGAAUAAUGUUUACUGUGAGAACUGCUAUAGGGAAUUCUUUGCCCCUACCUGUGCCCGAUGCAGCACUAAGAUCAUGGGAGAAGUGAUGCAUGCUCUGCGGCAGACCUGGCACACUACCUGCUUUGUGUGUGCUGCAUGUGGGAAAGCGUUUGGAAACAGCCUCUUUCAUAUGGAGGAUGGAGAACCUUACUGUGAGAAAGAUUAUAUUGCGCUCUUCAGCACGAAGUGUCACGGCUGUGAUUUCCCAGUGGAGGCUGGGGACAAGUUUAUUGAGGCUCUUGGCUACACAUGGCAUGACACCUGCUUUGUGUGUACGGUCUGCCACAUAAAUCUGGAAGGCCAGCCGUUCUAUUCUAAGAAGGACAAACCUUUAUGCAAGAAACACGCUCACGCCAUCAACGUGUAGAUCCAGCAGGAGUACAGCGAUCAUUCUGGUCGCUGCCUUUGCCUUAAUACCGCUUAGAGAAGGAAUUGAAACCAAUUUAAAUACGGAUUCUACAAAUCAAGCAGCCCGACCUACGUAUUAUAUACUUAAUAUUAAAACUAUUAAUAAUAUAAAGACAAGUUGAUUUGAUGCCAUGUUAUGUUUUAAUUGAAUACAGAAGUGCUGAAUUGAGUGUGUGCAAUGAGAAUAGAUAAAUAGAUCAUCUUUAUACAUUUAAUGCAGUUUGCUAUGGAGCGAGCUCUACGUGUACAGUACAUACAGAGCUCUGUGAGGGGGAAAAAAAUUAUUUCAGUUGAAUUUGACUUGAUCGAGUGCUCCUGCAUGUUGCAUUUGCAAUGUGUUCCUUAUAGUUGGUGUGAUCGAGGUUUUUUUUUUUAUUGUUUUUUGUUUUUUGCUUUUUAUCUAACUAGAAUUUGAUAUUUCAAGAUUAUCGUGUUAGCAUUGUGGAUUGUGUCGAUUUUUCAUUGGUAAAUGAAUGCAACACACCUAUAGAGAGGUUAGAAUCUUUAUCUUAGUUAGCAACACUUGGAAUGAGGAAUAGUCCUGAGCGUUAACUAAAAUAUAGUUGUUGUGUGUGAAAUAUGUAUUUUAUUCAAAGUGUUCCUGAUUUCUUUAUUCAGGUCUUGUCAUUAUUGAUGUCGAGAUUGCAUCUGGUAAUGCCUGAAAUGUAUUAAAGCCCUAAAUGAGAACUUUAAUAAUAUUUUUUUAUUUAAUGUCUUUCCACAAGAGGCUUUAUUUGUAUACAUCAAGGUUUAUGAGAACUAAGAGAUAAUAUUGUAACGCGUGGCUGAAACGUCAGCUGCUGCGCUGUUUUAUUGCUGAGUUGAAUUGACACCUAAUUUAUUUUUGUUCUGUGCAUGCGUGAUGGGCAACACAUGGAUUAUUUGAAGCUAUACAGUAUGUGUGUGUGUAUAUAUAUAUAUAUAUGGAUCAAUUCCCGUUCCAAUUACAGUACAUCAAAUAAUUUAACUGAAAGUUUCACGUGUUCUCCUCGUGGUCCUCUGGGUUUCCUGUGGGCUCUCCGGUUUCCUCUGAAAAAAAUAAUAAAUCAUGCCGGACGGUGGCUUGACUAUGCUGUAGUACCGUGUGGUGUGUACAAUGCCCUGCAAUGGACUGGAGGGUUUAUUCAGUCUGUAAUCUUCCCUCACACCUCACACCACGAUCCUGACCAGGAUAAAGUGCCUAUUGAAGAGAACUGUACAGAAAAAAAUGAAGACAACAGUAACACAGAUCGUGAUUGCUUUUGAUAGCGUUACACAGUUUCUGGAGUUGAAUUUGGAUUUAGUUUGUUAGAUUUCACUUCUGUGUGUAUUAUUUAGCUAUGAAUUUUACCAUAAACUACCAAUUUAGGCAAUAUUGUAAAAGAAAUUGUUGUGAAAUUGUGUACUUUGAGUACAGUGUGGACGGUUGUGUAGCUGUGUAUGUAGAGACCGUUUAAAACCAAUGGGAAAAUCUUACAGUACAAGUAUAUUGUGUACAUUUUCACCAUAUAUUUAUUUCUUGUAUUUUAUAGAACUAAUAAUUGUCUCACAUCGUUUGACAUUUCUGUGUCAACCAAACCCUUAAGUUAUAAAUGGGAAACAGUGAUUGUGUCGAGAUACUUAGUGAACUUGCAUAACAUAAAUCCGGUUUUCAAGUAGAUCACUGAAGAUAGAUGAUAUUAAUAUAUGUGUGUAUUCAAUCCUAAUCAUUUUCUUUAGUUGCUUUGUUGAAUGUGCAGGUCUUUCAUUCCCUGUCUCAUUAAUACAGCCUGCAUUCCAGCACACUGAGGGUUUUUAAACAGUGUAUGUCUGUAUAAGGCGGUGCUGUGUUGGAGCAGGUAGCAUUGCCUUGUCACAGCUUCUGUGAUCGAUCCUGAACUUAGGUUACUCUCGGCAUGGAGUUGCUCAUGCUCAGGGUUCUCUGUUUUUAUCACACUGUUCAACAUCCUGCAGAACUGGCUAUUCUAAAUCGCCUCUAGGUGUGAGUGAGGGUGUGAAUCGUAAUCUGCGUUGGACUAACUUCCAACACAUUGUGAAUUAUCCAGCCUUGUGCUCUCAGUGUAACCUGGACAGACUUCGGAGCCACCACGACCCUGAUGAAAUUGAUAAGCAGUUGAAUGAAUAAAAGGAUGAGAACAUCGUAA
Molecule: messenger RNA, 4976 nt
Organism: Tachysurus fulvidraco (yellow catfish)
Lineage: Eukaryota; Metazoa; Chordata; Actinopteri; Siluriformes; Bagridae
Gene: ldb3a
Product: LIM domain binding 3a
Exons: 19
Coding region: 275-2812 (845 amino acids)
Biological process (GO): heart development; actin cytoskeleton organization; muscle structure development
Cellular component (GO): Z disc; adherens junction; filamentous actin
Molecular function (GO): muscle alpha-actinin binding; actin binding
Source: RefSeq, a predicted model, not a curated record